Molecule: messenger RNA, 2489 nt
Organism: Diorhabda sublineata
Lineage: Eukaryota; Metazoa; Arthropoda; Insecta; Coleoptera; Chrysomelidae
Product: echinoderm microtubule-associated protein-like 2
Exons: 6
Coding region: 319-2262 (647 amino acids)
Biological process (GO): microtubule cytoskeleton organization
Cellular component (GO): mitotic spindle
Molecular function (GO): microtubule binding
Source: RefSeq, a predicted model, not a curated record
GUGUUAAUGACAAUAACAAAGAGUGGUUCGGUCGAGAAGCGAAAUAUUCACACACGUAUAUACACAGACGACGAAGCGAUUACGUUUCAUUUUCCAACGGCAGGCAAUAUAAUAUAGAUAGAGAGAGGGACAGCCAUCCGUCCUUUAUAACAAACCUACGUAUAAAUUUGUUAGUUCUCGAAUGCGGUCCGUUUCCUUCCUCUUUUGGUUCAUAUCAAGUUUUGUUCGCCAUCAGUCGCUUGGAAAAAAAAACAUUCAAUUCAAUUUCACAAUCUGUAAUAGUGUGUAAACCGACCCUUCGAAUUGUAUCAGUGAAAUAUGGAUAAAAAUAUUAAAGACAUAACCUAUAAUGAAGAAGAGAAAAGUCUGAGGUUUUUUUUGAAAGAUAGACCGAUCGUCGUUUACGCCCCUUCCGAUAUAGGGGAAAACUACGAAAUGACCAAAGUGUCUACUACUCCAUCGAGGAGACUCAAACUCGAUUGGGUGUACGGAUACAGGGGAAAAGAUUGCAGGUCCAAUCUGUAUUUUUUACCUACGGGAGAAAUGGUUUAUUUCGUUGCGGCUUUAGUUGUUCUGUAUAAUCCGGAGGAACAAAGUCAGAGGCAUUAUGCCGAACACACAGAUGACGUCAAAAGUUUAGCAAUUCAUCCCGACAAUAUGACUAUAGCGACUGGUCAAUGCGCCGGUCAUAACGGAAUGGAAAAGAGACCCCACAUCCGCGUUUGGCAUACCGUAUCCCUUCACACCCAAGCCGUAAUCGGUUUGAACGAUUUCGAACUGUCAGUUUGUUGUUUAUCGUUCGGCAAAGCCGACGGAAGUCUUUUGGUCGCCAUAGACGAAGCCCCGGAUCAAACAAUAUCCGUUUGGGAUUGGCAAAAAGGCGAAAACGGUCACAAAAUCACCGAAACCAAAUGUUCCGUCGGUACUAUCGUGGCGGUGGAAUUCCACCCUUUGAGUCGCAACACGAUCGUGACGUGCGGCAAAUCCCACAUAGCGUUUUGGUCUUUGAAGGUGAACGGCACCCUUUACAAACGCAUGGGUAUUUUCGAUAGCAGACUCGAACCGGAAUACGUGACUUGCAUUAAUUUCGUUGAAAACAGACACGUCAUCACCGGAGAUUCCAACGGCAGUUUAGCCUUAUGGAUGUGGGGCACCAACAAGAUAUCCAAAUACGGUGCACGCGUCCACCACGGAUCCGUUUUCUGUAUCUGCGUAACUAAAGACGGAAAUUACAUCACCGGCGGCGGAAAAGAUGGUAGAUUGGUCGGAUUUGAUUGGGAUUUACAACCCACCGGAGUAGUUACUAAGAUCAAAGAACAUUUUGGUGGUAUCAGUAUGAUUUCGGAAGGAAGAUUUGAUCAAAUUUUGAUCGGUACCACUCGCAACUGCAUCCUUUUGGGCAUUUUAGGACGGCAAUUCCAACCGAUCGUAUUGGGACAUUCGGACGAAGUUUGGGCUCUAUCUCCCCAUCCGAACAUACCCCAAUUCGCCACCGCGGGAUACGAUAGAGUGUUGCGACUGUGGGAUUCCAUGUCGCACACGAUCUUAUGGAGCAAGGACAUAGAGGAGCAAGCUCAGAGUAUCUGUUAUACACGAGACGGGACGUGCGUCGUCGUCGGUUGUCUCGACGGUGAAUGGAUGGUGUUCGACGUCCAAACCAGGGAACUUUUGGGCGAAUACAUCGAUGGAAAAGAACCGAUUCAAGUGAUCACAUUUUCGCCGGACGGUACGUCCGUCGCUAUGGGGUCCAGAAACAGCCAGAUUUAUAUUUACCAAGUGUCCGAUGGCGGAACUAAAUACUCGAAAGUCGGACGGUGUUCGGGUCAUUCGAGUAGCGUGACUCAUCUCGAUUGGGCUAACGAUAAUCAAACUUUGAGAUCGAAUUCGGCGGAUUACGAAUUAUUAUUUUGGAAUGCCGGUACUUGUUGUCAAAUACCUCAAAGUAGCAUUGCGCGCGACGUCGAAUGGGCUACGAAUACUUGUACCAUAACUUUUACCACCGUCGGUAUAUGGCCGGAAAACGCCGACGGCACCGACGUCAAUUGUUGCGAUAAAAGUCACGACGCCGAGCUGUUGGUUACCGGAGACGAUUUCGGGAAAGUUAAAUUAUACAGUUACCCGACUAGUCAACCGAGGUCUCUGUGUCAUAGUUACGGUGGUCAUAGUAGUCACGUGACUGGUGUUAACUUCUUGUACGAUGAUUCGAGGAUUAUAUCGAUCGGAGGUAAUGACACCGCCGUUCUUCAAUGGACCGUUUCUUAAAAAGAUUUUCUUUUUAAUUUGAAUUUGACUAGUUAAGAAGCAACACUUGUAGCAUUUAUUAUAUCGUUAUUUAUUAUCCCACCAAUUGUAGCACUAUCCUAAAAAAAAAUUAAAGAAAAAUUAAAUUUGUGCCAGAAAAUAUAUCUAAAGCAAAAUCUCGAUAAUACCCUGUAUAUUUUUAUGUAUAAUUUACAACGUGUGCUAAAUAAUAUUUUUAUACAUAUAUA